Messenger RNA from Pelodiscus sinensis (Chinese soft-shelled turtle), 3007 nucleotides. The record is from RefSeq and is a predicted model, not a curated record. Lineage: Eukaryota; Metazoa; Chordata; Testudines; Trionychidae.
UAUGCUGCCAAGCUGUGCUGGAGAGAUUGCAGGAGAGAUGGGUCUGAACUCGCACACUGCCUGUCUUUCUGUCCUAUGGACCAGCCACCUGUUUCUCCUGACAGCUGGGUACUCCACGGUGAACCCUAGAAUUAUCCUCACAGCUCCACAAGGGGAGAAGCGCUUUCAUCUGGACAAGAACGAGAGUCUGACAACUCUCUACCUCCAGAAGCCCUCCUUGCUCUUGGUGGGAGCGGAGGGAACGCUCUACUCCUUCGACUUUGAGAGAGCCAGUCGCAACACGAAGCUCUUUCCUGCAAAGAAUUCGGAUGCCUGCCAAAAACCAGAGGAGAAGAAGAACUACCUGACGUUCAUCGGCAAGUUCGAGGACAAGCUGUUGGUAUGUGGGACCAACGCCUGCAGUCCCACCUGCUGGAACGGGCUCGACUGGAACGAAUCCAGCCCUGCCCGCGGGCUGGCCCCGUUUGCCCCUAACCAGAACUCCCUGGUCCUCGUCGACAGCCCCGACAUCUACUCCACCAUCAACUUGCACCUGCACAACGGGAAGAUCCCCCGCUUCCGCCAGGUCCGAGGGCCGAAGGGGCUCUACACCAGCGACACAGUCAUGCAGAACCCGCAGUUUGUGAAAGCCACUGUCAUCAAGCAGGAUGAGAGCUACAAUGAAAAGAUCUACUAUUUCUUUCGCGAAGAUAACCCGGACAAGAGUCUCGAGGCUCCAGCGAAUGUCUCCCGCGUGGCCCAGCUGUGCAAGGGAGAUAAAGGGGGCCAGGGCUCCCUCUCGGCUUCCAAGUGGACCACCUUCCUGAAGGCCAUGCUGGUCUGCAUCGACCCAGCCACCAAGGGCAACUUUGACUGGCUGCAGGACGUCUUCAUUGUCCCGUCAGAGAAGGGCUGGAAGGAAACCAGAGCGUACGGGCUCUUCUCCAACUCCUGGGGGUUCUCUGCCGUUUGUAUCUACUCCUUCGGCGACAUUGACGCCGUGUUCCGGACAUCGAAACUCAAAGGCUACACGGCGAACAUGCCCACCAAGCGGCCGGCUUGUCUUCCGCAAAAUCACACCCCUGCCGAGACCUUCAAAAUAGCUGACAGCUACCCGGAGGUGGAGGGAAGGGUGCGGCCCGUCGCCCCGCACCAUAGCCCCCUCUUCCACAACAAGAAUCGCUACCAGAAAAUCGGGGUGCACCGCAUCGAGGCGCGCGACGGAAACACCUACAACGUCCUCUAUUUGGUGACAGACAAAGGGCAUAUCCACAAAAUGGUGGAGACGCCCCACGGCAUCUUGAACAUCCUGGAGAUCCAGCCCUUCGAAAAGCCGGCUCCCAUCCUGGCCAUGACCCUGGAUCACGAAGAGGCGAAGCUGUACGUCAGCUCGGCGAGCGAGGUGGUCCAGCUGCCCAUGGACAUGUGCGAGGUCUAUCGCAACAGCUGUGAGAGCUGCGUCCUGGCGAAGGAUCCCUACUGCGGCUGGGCGAACGGGGACUGUGUCUCGGUGAAAGCUAACCUGACGAUGAUACAGAACGUGACCCUGGAUGUGUCACCGGAAAUAUGUGGCCCUGUGGGCUCCCGACAGACAGAAGUGAACAGCCCCGACAGCUUCCGGAAUGUCACCGUGGAGCCUUUCUCCCGCUACUACCUGGACUGCCCCACCAAAUCCCAUGCCGCCACCUACGAGUGGCGCCACAAUGGCAGCCACAAACAGGUGUGCAGCUCCGCCCACCGGCCCUGCCUCCUGCUCCUGGAGAACGUGACCCAUGAGCUCUACGGGCACUACACCUGCGUCUCGAUGGAGAGCGGUUUCACCCACACCAUCGUGAGGGAAUGGCUGCUGAAGCGACCGGAGCCCUCUCACACUUUGAUGCAGAAGAGCCAGGCUGAGGCCACCUCCCUGUCCUUCUGGCUGGGCUUCCUGCAGAUGGUGGCUCUUGUCCUGCUGUUCCAGUGAACGGGCGGGCGGGGACUGUGCCCGUGGGCCAGGACGCACCUUUUGGACUAUUGUUGAGCCUUGUAGCUUCUUACCAACGCCUGAGCACAGAAGGGAGAGCCUAGCGCGGAGGCUGCUCCCCACACAUUCACCUUAGUGCAUCUUGGCCCUCCCAGAAGGGCCCCCUCUUAGCAGACAGCCUCCGGCCCCGAAUCUGCACCCAACUCCAGCACGGCAGCGUGUCCAUUUCAUGCCGGAAGGGGGCUGUGAGCAGAGGGGAUGAAACCAGCCCAGAUCUCUCCGGAUUCCGUGCAGCACAGGGGCUGCAGAUGGGACAAGCUAGCGCCACCAAAAAGAGUCACGUGGGGGCCUGAUCCCGUGUCUAGAGAGGGAGGGACAUGCACACACGGGAAGGGGGGACAGUUGAGAGGCGCAGGAGAGCAGAGCCAUGGUUUGGGACAGGAAGGUGGAUGUAGCCGGGGGGCGGGAACGGAGCAGGCUGUCAGGGAGGCAGGUGGAAGAGAUGGAGAAGCCGAUCUAUUUUAGUAAUUGUUCUGCCCUAAUGGCUGGUCACAGGGACCAUCCUCAGCUCGGCUGAGCGGCGGGGAUAAGUCGGGAGAGGCACAUAGGUUCGGAGGAUGAGCUUUAUUUAUUCGGGUGGGCAGGCGGGCGUGUGGGCAUCCUUGGUGCCCACCGGCUCUGGAGAAUCUGCCACAACCACCCCCUUGAUGGUUCGUCUGUCUCGUCUAAGGUGUGUUGCUACGUGUUUGGAACCUCUUAUUUAUUCCCCUCCCAACAUGUCCAGGAAAGUCCUCUGGCUUGUCUCCUGCCCAGAUUCCUCUGGAAGGGGCUGGCCACACAGACCUUUACCCGCCUGCUCCGGCUCGGGCUACGGGGCUGUUUAUUGGGGUGUAGAGGCAGAGAUCUGGGAGUGUUCCCCUUCACGGGAGCCCAAGUCUCUGCACCCCGGUUAGCACAGAGAGGAGACGCUGGUCUGUGCGGGAGAAAUGCAUGUCAGUCAAGUGUGUGUGUGUAUAUGUAGCCCCGAGUGGGAGAGCAGAUCUAAUGUGUGUGUGACCCCAGUCG